Messenger RNA from Rhodofomes roseus, 2041 nucleotides. RefSeq names its product cytochrome P450. NCBI's taxonomy places the organism in Eukaryota, Fungi, Basidiomycota, Agaricomycetes, Polyporales, Fomitopsidaceae. Gene Ontology annotation, molecular function: monooxygenase activity; heme binding; oxidoreductase activity, acting on paired donors, with incorporation or reduction of molecular oxygen. The record is from RefSeq and is a predicted model, not a curated record. The coding region runs from base 112 to 1671 and encodes 519 amino acids. The transcript is spliced from 11 exons.
UCGAGUCUCUCGACGGUGCGUAUCGUCCGUAGCACGGUGCGGCCCGCCGCUGCACGCUGACAAACGGCACUUCUCUCCACCUGGCCCAAUCGCAGUUCACUAUCAGCCCGUAUGGCUCUGUUCCUGGAACUCCUUCUGCUCGCCUUCGUGUUAGCUGCUGGCCUAUGGUUUCUUAGUUCCCGCAGAGAUGCACGGCUACCACCUGGCCCAAAGGGCAGGCCUGUCCUGGGUUACUACGGCAAGAUCCCCAGCGCGAGCCCGUGGCACUUCUUCCGCGAGUUGGGCAGUCAAUAUGGCGAGAUAUCGAGCAUACGCGUACUGGGCCACCCCGUGAUUAUAUUCAACGCGUUCGACCCCGCCGACGCGCUCUUCAACAAGCGCUCGACCCGCUAUGCCUUCAAGCCGCGCCGGAGAAUGGGCGAGCUCUCGGGCCUGGUCGCGACGCUGCCGUUCAUGGACCCAGGCCCGACAUUCACUCAUGCGCGCAAGAUGUUCCGUCAAGAGCUAAACACACGCAGUCUCAACCCGUACCACGCCGACGUCGAGCACGCUGCCCUCAAGCUCGCCAGUGCUCUAGCCACGAAUGUCGACGCGCGGAGUUUCGAGCAAACCAUCGACAGGAAUCUUGGUUCACUUUUCAUGAAGGUGUCAUGCGGGCACGUUGUAGAAGGCGACGAUGAUACGGUUCUGCGGCCGAUCAAGCAUCUCGCAGAAUUCGCGGCGAACAUCCUCGGCGGGUCGUAUGUCAUCAUUGACCGAUUGCCAUUCCUGUGUUAUUUACCCAGCUGGGCGCCCGGAACGACCCUCCUCAGGCUCGCCGACUACUGGCGGGGCCGUCUCUGGCAGAUCGCGGACAGCACUGCGGAUCUCGUCCGAACAGACCUGACCUCGGGCUCACAGAGCACGUCGUGCAUGGGCAACCUCUACGGAAACCCACGUAGCGGCUUGGACCUCGACGCGGCACAAUUCAAGUUCAUCGCCGUGACCAUGUCCGCAGGCGGUAUGCUGCCGCUCAUCUCCUCUUCGCUCGGCUUCCUUCACGCGAUGGCGCGCUUCCCCGAGGCACAGAAACGCGCACAGGCGGAGCUCGACCGCGUCCUCGGCGGCGCGCGCCUCCCCACGCUUGCGGACCGCCCCGCGCUGCCGUACAUCUGCGCGCUCAUCCUCGAGCUGUAUCGGUGGGCGCCCAUCGCACCGCUCAUCGCGAGGCGGACACUGGAAGACGACGAGCUCGCUGGGUAUAGGAUUCCGAAGGGGGCGACGAUCGUCGCGAACAAUUGGGCGAUCUCGCGCGACCCUGUGCGGUACGAAGAUCCGCAGGUCUUCCGCCCGGAACGCUUCCUUCCGCUUUUUGACUCGGAGAACAAUGACGGGGCCGAUGCUGCGAAGAGGAAGCAAGACAUCCUGGAUCCGCGCUCGUACACAUUCGGUUACGGUCGGAGAAUAUGCCCCGGGCUCGACUUCGCCGAAGUGAUCCUCUUCGCGAACAUCGCACACAUCCUCACCGUGUUCGACGUUGUACCCACAGGCGACCCGCCGAGGCUCACCUCCGACGGAGACGUAGAGCUGACAACCGUUGGGGCUGCUGCACGGGUUGCGAGCUUGCCGUGCAAGCUGCGUCCCCGCUCCGCAGACUCGCUCGCGCUGCUUGUGGACACUGCUAACGCGUAAUGUCCAUGUCGGGAUGUCAUUCACCAUGAUGGAAGCUGUCUGCAUGAAGCGGUGACGAGAAUUUGGAACUCACGCUUGAAGCAUCUGCAUGGCCUUUGCUCGUCGUUCUUUGUGGUCCUCGCCCCCUACUAAACUCAUAUAUGAUGUGAUGGCUUCAUAAGAUGACUGGCACUCCUUUCCGCCCGCUAAUAAGCAUGUCCAUCCGCCCGUAGUCCGUAGUGGAACUCUACGCCCAAGCGUACAUUUACUUCAACUCGUCAGCCUUUGAGGAGGCUUGAUUUCCUUUCUGGGACUGUCUUGGCAGAGGCCCCAGAAUAUAAGGUGGGCACACUGUCCUUUCCCACUUCUGACUUGCAUGUAGGUUCUGUUC